UAUACGUCGUUGUUGACUUCGCCGACAAAAGAAAAAUUAUUGUGACCUUGUAUAUUGAUGCUGGAAACCAUAAUCCUAAAUCCUUACCCGAAGGUCACGGAACGCACGCUCCGAGCGCACACGCUCAACGCCAACCGGCGUAAAUUGGUUAAAAUGAAACAUAAAACAAGUAAUGUGGUAUCAGUCACCGUUCAGCAGGCAUCCCGUGGCCCUUACCUAAUGCUAUGGUAUGGUAUCCGCAAAUAAAUCUGAUGACCAGGGCACUGCUCUUCUUUACUCAUGCAACAACCAUUCAAGUAUCAAUGAAAAGUUUUACGAUCCCGGUCGUCAGUUUGAUUUACAGAUAGUACCUAUGUAUAGGUUAUAUUAUGUAUAUUAUCCCCAAUAAAUUGGUCAUUAUCCUUCUUCUUGCUUAAUGAAUUAAAUUUCAUGUUUUAGCAGUCAGUUAGUUAAUGAUUUUAUGUUUUUUAGGAUGCGCUCUAUAUUUUUAUAGUAUUUAACCACAUCGUCUAUGUCGCCGUCAAUAUCUCUAUCAAUUUCUUCACCGGAUUCGUAGACGGCAAAAACAGGCAACGCAUAGAAUUCAACCAUUACAAGAUCCUAAAGAACUACUUCUUCUCAUGGAUGCUAGUGGACUUCAUGCAUCUGUUUUGCGUGAUCCACGAAAUGUGUUCGGAAAAAUUAAGCUAUACUUAUCUUGCACGAACUGUGUGCACCGUUUUAUCUGUUCAAUACUUCGUUAUGUUCAAGUAUCAUAGCAAUAUAUGCACGGUUUUAAGAAUAAAGGUGCCCUCAAAAACAGCUCUAGAGCUCUUACUGUACCUGACUGCAUAUUUGUCUUGGAACAUUGUGAUCCAAUUCGUGAUCGAGUAUUACAUAGAAGGGGACUACGAGCCCGUGCAGCCGAGGAACAGCUCUUGGAUUACUAUCGGAGACUUGUGGGAUAAGCCGGGAGAGGUGCGGCUGAUGUAUGGGCUGAUGAGGGCAGUGAGCAUGUUAAGAAAGAAUUCAAAUUUACACCUCCUCGUGUACGACGGGGAGUUCGAAAUAUUUACCACAUUUUCCUUUAUUAUUGCUCAAUGCGUAAUUUUACACUGCUCAUUCAAAUACAUGAUAGCUCUGUUCGGCACCCAAUCAUCAAAGGCGAAGUACUACAUGAUGUCGCAGCAGAUCCGGACUUACCUGAAUCAGAGACGCUUCCCGCCGUGGAUUAAGAAGAAAGUUCUCAAGUUUUAUGCGAUCCGGUUCAGGUCGCACUUCUUUGUGGAGUCCACCAUGUUGGACUGUGUCACCGGCCAACUGCACGAAGACAUCAUAAUGCACACAGGCCGCCAUAUGGUGCGCGAAGUGACGUUUCUUAAGCAGCUGCCGUGGGCCGUGCUUAUAGAGAUCUCUCUCAAGUUCCAACUCGCGAUAUUCAUCGAAGGAGACAUUAUUUACAAGAUUAAAUCUUUGGGUGAUUAUAUGUACUUCAUCAACAAGGGAACGGUCGCGCUGUACACGGAAUCUGGCUAUGAGCUAGAACAUCUUGAGGACGGCGAGCAUUUCGGUGAGACCGCACUUAUGACGGAGCAUAAGCAUCGUUUUGUCACCGCCGUGGCUGUCACCAACUGCGAACUGUUUAGUUUAUCGCGCGAGAACUUUGAGAUUAUCGAGCGAUAUAGGACGGCAUAUGAUGAACUUAGAAAAGUCGGUAUUAACCGACAACAGUGGGCGACGGUGAUGGACGAACAGUAUAAAGCGCAGUUGAGGGAACAGAAGAAUGAUACAUAGAUAUAACUCAAAUAGCUAAUAAGUACGUAGCGUUGUAUAGCUCGCUAAGUCCGGUUUAUUUUUGCAAUUUUGAUACGUCAGUUUUGACCGAGCUUUAGCGAAGGUCUCCGCUUCAGCUUGGGCAAAAAUUGAUGUUCUUCUCUACAGAUCGCAAUUCUCAACCGAUUCUCGUGAAAUUCUGUGAGCAGGUUCAGUAUACCUAGAGUAGUUAGAUACAACUUUUCUGUCGUUUAGUUUUUUGGGAAAUGGUCAUAAUGGCGGAGAUUGGCCUAAAGAACUUAUAGAGAUACAGAACGACAUGUUUAUUUUAAGGAAAAUUAUGAUAAAUAUAUUACACAAAUAGUUAAGAUGUUUAAUUACUCAACUCUAUUUAUUUUGAGUGUUCUCUGCUCAGAGGUGCUUUUCGCUGCAAAGCGGAAAAUCAACUUUAUCGGCUACAAGCUAGCGUGUAGAUUGCAAUGGAUUAAGUACUUUAGCUCUGGGACGUAACUUGGUUAUCGACGCGAUCACAAUACCUAUUUGUAUCUAAGUUGAUAUUAUGUAUCUACCUGAUUAAUUUGUAAGGUAAUUAUAUUUCCCGGUGCAACACGGGGUGAAUGACCUCAAACAUUAUACUAAUAUGGAUAUACCCCGGGAUUCCACAACUUAUAUUGUAGAAUAAGUUACUGGCUAUAUUACAUUCAGUAAAAUUUAAUAACAUUUUGUCGCGUAAAAUAUUUUCGGAAAAUAAGUGUACGUGCGUUGUGCAUAUAAUAAGCGUUAGUAUUUUCUUUAUUCAUCUUAACUCAUAGGUACUUAUAGGUUUUUUUAUAAUAUGCAUAUAAUGAUUUUUUUUUUAAUGCAUACAAACACAUUAUAAAAUACCUAACCUAGGAUGCCGCCAGGGCGUUUAUUAUUAUGCAAUUUCGAUAUAUGUACUUUCAACAAUUAUAAAAGAUAGUUUGUAAAACUCUGUCAUAAUUCAACAUAUUUCAGUCAUCCACUCAGUUUGACAAUUAACUAAUAUUUAUUUCUUUUCUUGCUUUGCACCAUAAGUGGCCAGUAACAUUAAGAUAUCGAAUGAUAUAUGUAUACUUGGUAUCCCACGGUGUUGCACCGGAAAAUCCCAUCACUGAUUAUGAAUAAAACAACCGUAAUUUAUUUUCGCAUUUAUUUAAAUUAAAACUUGC
This is a messenger RNA of Cydia pomonella (codling moth), 2942 nucleotides long. RefSeq lists its product as uncharacterized. The transcript is spliced from 6 exons. NCBI's taxonomy places the organism in Eukaryota, Metazoa, Arthropoda, Insecta, Lepidoptera, Tortricidae. Bases 625 to 1773 code for a protein of 382 amino acids. The record is from RefSeq and is a predicted model, not a curated record.